AGGACGGUUUACGGAAAGAUAAAAGCGUCUCAUUCCCAAGGAUCUCAAGACGGAGAAAAACGUUUUUCGAAAUAUCAAGAACAGCGCAUUUUGCCUGAAGGAACCCGCAGAAUAAUGAAACCGGGACCGGCGAACGUGGAGACGGGAAGAGGGGGAGAGCUGAUGCUGUGAUAUGCGCGGAGCCAGUGAGGGAGGGAGGGAGCGAGCGAGCACGAGAGGGAGGGGGGCUGUACUACGCUAGAUAAAGAUGCUUGUUAUAGUAGAAACGCAUAUUAUUUCACAAAACCACUUUAAAUAGACCUAGUUAAAGGUACCGAUUGUUGUAUUCAAGAAAACAACUUUUAAUAAGUGGGUAGAUUGAAACACUGACUGAUACUGUGAGUGAACCGUGACAACGUAAAAGAAUACGGAGAGGGGAUGUUGUUUUGUUAGGAAAUUCUAUUUCACGGUUACCGACCAAUAGAACAUAGUGUGUAUUGUGUGCAUGGUAUUUAAUGCACGUGUGUUUUAAAAUAAUUUUUAAUUGGCUUUGGACGAAAAUCAAGGCCAAGUAGCCAGAGAAAGAGGGAGAGGCUAGCAAGCUUGGAAGGAACAAGGUGGAGAGAGGGUGGAAUAUGACCCGAUAAAUAACGUUUUCACGUGUUGUUAUUAGGAUAGCCCAAUAGAAAAUAAUACCACCUUGCAAUAUUAUCUUUAAUUCUAAAAAACGGGCGAGUGCACAAGAAGCCAGUCGUGCCUGUAGGAUAUGAUGAAUUAGCCGUUCAAGAUUAUAAUAGCGCAGUGCUCUUCUUAUGAAUGACCGUAAUUAGGCCUAUUUGUAGCUUUAUUCGCUGUGAUAUUUCAUAUUUUUAUUGUGUGGAUCUUUUUCUUUUAUAAACGCGUGUCCGUCUCCGUCCCCCUUCCCUAUCCGUCCUUCCUGUUUUCAUCGGCCCUUUAAUUAUUUUAUACGAAAAUAAAUAUUUGAUUUACAUUUUAUGGAGGUCGGAUAUUGUAUCGCUAUAGCAGGCUAACUCUGCCAAUCCAAAUAAGUAGGCUACAAAUGUCAAACGGAAUUAAUAUAACGAGUAACCACAAAUAAUAAAGUGCUGGAUAGUAGGCCACAAAAUUGACAUCACUACUACAACCUAUCUGUCUCUUCUCACGUUAUAAUUGCUAUCGUUUGUAAUGUCUUUCCGGCACCCUUGUGCGUACAGGGCGGAUAGAUACAAAUUCCUCUUGAAAAUAUUGUCGGUCUUCGUUAUUGUCCUAUAAUAUAUUGAAAACUCUUGCACAGAAUGUCCAGCAAGGAACUGUUGGGGAGUCAGUCGACUCAAUACGUUGGGCCUUACCGACUGGAGAAGACGCUGGGGAAAGGACAAACAGGGUUGGUGAAGUUGGGAAUUCACUGUAUCACCGGGCAGAAGGUCGCCAUCAAGAUAGUGAACAGGGAAAAGCUUUCUGAGUCCGUGCUAAUGAAGGUGGAGAGGGAGAUUGCGAUUCUGAAGCUCAUAGAACAUCCACACGUUCUGAAGCUGCACGAUGUCUACGAGAAUAACAAGUAUCUAUACCUAGUUUUAGAGCACGUUUCUGGCGGCGAGCUGUUUGAUUACCUGGUGAAGAAAGGAAGACUGACCCCAAAAGAAGCAAGGAAGUUCUUCAGACAGAUUAUCUCAGCACUGGACUUCUGUCACAGUCACUCCAUCUGUCACAGGGACCUGAAGCCUGAGAAUCUUCUGCUGGAUGAGAAGAACAACAUUCGGAUCGCUGACUUCGGUAUGGCCUCCCUGCAAGUGGGAGACUCUCUACUGGAGACCAGCUGUGGAUCUCCACACUAUGCAUGUCCGGAGGUUAUCCGGGGAGAGAAGUACGACGGCCGGCGGGCGGAUGUGUGGAGCUGCGGGGUGAUCCUCUUCGCCUUGCUGGUGGGGGCGCUGCCCUUUGACCAUGAUAACCUGCGGCAGCUUCUGGAGAAGGUGAAGAGUGGAGUGUUCCACAUGCCUCACUUCAUCCCCCCCGACUGCCAGGCCCUCCUGAAGGGCAUGAUCGAGGUCAACCCCGACAAGCGGCUCACGCUAGAAGCAAUACAGAAACACUCCUGGUACCUGGGGGGCAGGAACGAGCCAUGCCCCGAGCAGCCCCCGCCCCGCAGGGUGUGUCUGAAGCGGAUCCUGUCCCUGACGGAGCUGGACCCCGACGUGCUGGAGAGCAUGCACUCGCUCGGCUGCUUCAGAGACCGCGUGAAGCUCACCCGGGACCUGCAGUGUGACGAAGAAAACCAGGAGAAGAUGAUCUACUAUCUUCUGCUGGACCGGAAGGAAAGGUACCCUAGCUGUGAAGAUGAAGAUCUGCCCCCCAGGAAUGACAUAGCCGACCCCCCGCGGAAGCGCGUGGACUCCCCGAUGCUGACCCGGCACGGCCGCUGCCGGCCGGAGAGGAAGAGUCUGGAGGUGCUGAGCGUGACGGAUCAGGGCUCCCCCACGCCCCCGCGCCGCGCCCUGGACUCCGCUGCACACAGCCAGAGAUCUCGCUCUGUCAGCGGGGCUUCCACUGGCCUUUCCUCCAGUCCUCUAAGCAGUCCCAGGAGUCCAGUUUUCACUUUCAGCCAAUCAGAAGUCACUUCUGCCACCACCACCCAGUCUAAGGACCCCAAACCAGGAAGCGCCACCGCUCCCCGGGCCGCCCAACGCGUGCCUGACCAAAAAACCCAAACUCUGCCUUCAAAAGCCCCCUCCGACCGCCCCCACCUCCAGUCCAUGAAGUCGCUCCCGCUGCAGACCCCCCGCUCCCCGUCCCCCAGCCCGCUCCUCUCCCCCAUCCCUCGCUUCUUUUUCUUCCCCGCUCCUUCCGUGCUCAAGUCGGUCACCAAAAGCAUCUAUCCUAACUCUGGGCAUCCUAAUACUCUGUCACAGGUUACCCCCCAGGGCUCCCCGCUGCCCACGCCCCUGGGCACGCCCGUCCACCACCCGCACCACCCCCAGCCUCCCCCCACCCCUCCCUCUUCCUCCUCCUCCUCCUCCUCUUCACGGGCAGAGGGGGGCGGAGUCGGGGGUGGGUCCCUCUCCCUCACCCCGCCCUCCAGCCCCGGGGGCGGCGGCCUGGCGGGCAGCAGCUCCGCCCACUGGAGGACACGCCUCAACUCCUUCAAGAACAACCUGCUGGGGUCCCCGCGCUUCCACCGCCGCAAGCUGCAGGUCCCAACCUCAGAAGACAUGUCCAGCCUAACACCAGAGUCCAGUCCAGAACUGGCAAAGAGGUCCUGGUUCGGGAACUUCAUCAACCUGGAGAGGGAGGAGCAGGUCUUCGUGGUGAUCCGAGACAAACCUCUCAGCUCCAUCAAGGCUGACAUCGUCCACGCCUUCCUCUCCAUCCCCUCCCUCUGUCACAGUGUCCUCUCCCAGACCAGUUUCAGAGCAGAGUACAAAUCCUCUGGAGGCCCUUCUGUCUUCCAAAAGCCUGUCAAGUUCCAAGUGGACAUCGCCUUCUCCGAGGGAGUGAGGGAGCGAGAGAGAGAGAGAGCAGAGAGGGAGGGCAAAAGAGAGGCUGGCAUCUACAGUGUGACUUUCACCCUCAUAUCGGGUCCCAGUCGCAGGUUCAAGAGAGUGGUGGAGACGAUCCAAGCCCAGCUGCUCAGCACUCACGAUCAGCCCUCUGUGCAAGCCCUGGCAGACGAGAAGAACGGGCAGCUCCCCCCUCGCGGCCCCGGCACCCCGACCCGGCAGAACUCUCAGCACUCCGAGGGAGGGUGCGAGCGGGGGGAGCGGGGCGAUGGGGGGGCAGUAGGGCCCGAGCGGGGGGAGCGGGGCGAUGGGGGGGCAGUUGGGGGCAGCGGAGCCCUCCAGCGCAGAGGCUCGGAGAAAGACCGGGGCAGACUGCUCUCCUCCAACGGGACGCCGCAGUCCCAGCCGUGAGCGGGAGGCUCACGCCCGCUCCUCGUGGAAAACACCGGAAAACAAUCGCACACAUUUCACACGGAGAAAACCUGUACCCCACCCCUCCCCAGAGCAGAAGUGUGGUUUUACGCUCAACGGAAGAGUUGCUUCUUUUUUCUUUUUUUUUUUGGGUCAUUCCAAACACCACGUAUGUAAUGCCUCGCCUGAGAAGAGCCCAAACACGGAAAUGCAAUAUUAAAUGGAAGGUGCAACAUUUGUGGAUUUGUUCUACUCUUUACAAUAACAACUUCUGGAAGACAAACUAAUCAAUGAACAAUUAAAAUAUGAAAACUAACGCUUAUCCACUGGGGAAGACACAAACCGUAGCGCUAAUGUUGUCCAAAGUACUAGAGGGCCGGAUACAGAGCACCAUCCAGCCUAUGAAAUGCAUGCUAAACAGUCUGUUAAUGCUGCUAGAUACAAAUACGCCUGCCCCAGGGAUACUAAAAAAUAUCUUUCAAAUACUUUUUUUUGCUGUUUUACAAACUGGCACCCCUCCUGGGUGAGUAGAGGUCACGUCUCAAGCCGGAUUAAAGCUGGAUUCGUGUGACCGUUCACUGCUGCCACUCCUUCCAGAGGGGAGGACAUCCACUCAUGGUCCCCAAUCCGCCCCAGUGAAACUGGAAUAACUCUCAGAGAGAAGAGGCCACUCCCGGGAAGUCGAAAAUCAAGUCUGACCUAUCAACUGUUAUCUGACCAACUGUUAUCACUUCAAAAUCUGUGGCAGCCGGUGAAGAACGGCAACUGACAUGAAAGUGUUUAAUGAAACACAAUUAAGCACCUAACCAAGAGAAGUGCACAGGAAUUGUCACAUUAACUUUGGUUUCUCGAUGGUACUUCAAUAUGGUAAUUACUAUAGCCACUCAGAAAAAAUGAUUAACAGUUAAACCCACUGACUUGGUCAACAAUUUAAGUAAUUGUACACCAACCAUUGAACACCAAAAAGUGAAACAUUAAAUUAUCAGGAAGGCAAAGAAAGUAAUAUCUGAACUUCAGAUUUGUCUUUCUAACUGGUCAAAAGGACUUGUGUAAAGAAUGAAGUUAAGCCAUGAAACGUCAAUCAAGAUGAUUAAACACUGCAAAUAGCAUAAUUUGAGUAUGAAUCUCACCAAACUAGUUUAAUCAGUUUAACUAUGAUUCAGCACACUCAAUCUCAAUCAAGGUCCAGGGUGGUCUUUGCAAAACCAAACUGCCUGCCCAAAAGUACUGGAAGGGACCAAUCAGGUUGGUGCACUCUCCAAGGGAGCUCCUGCUGGACCAAGGUGUAUCAAGAUGCACCUGGUUCCUGGGGUACCAAGGUGAGGAGCUUGGGAACCUGGAGCCUGUUGAGAGCCCAUGAAAUAAAGAGAGACUUUGACUCAGACUGGAGACUUUUACAAAGUGAGAAAGGGAGAAUGUUCUGGAAAAACAGAGCUCAACUCUUUCUGGUUGCUUUUCUUCAUGUUGUGACUACAAACAAAAUGUUGCUGAAGAAAAUGUGGUAAAAAGCUAACCAAGUGAAUGUCUAAAACACUUUAAAAUAUUUAUAUAUUUAAUUUAUAUUUAUUUUAUUUAUUUUAAGGAGGUUGUUGGUGAAAAUAACGGAACUGAGGAUCGAGGGAAAAAAAGCUAUCGGAAUGGGAAUCGUUUGAUGGACAGGUUUGGUUGUUGUAGUGGUGAAGCCAGCCUCAAAAUGCCAGUGGGAAAUGGAGCCAAAUCUGCUGAAAUAGAGGAGUUUAUUUUUUCUUACUUUUUAGAAACUAAUGCUGCAAAAAUCUUCCAGCUACAUUUUUUUAUUUUGUCUUUGCCCCCAUUUAGUUUAUCAUUGAGAAAGACACACAUACAAUUAACAAUUUUAUCUAUGCUUGUGAAGUCCCCCCCCCCCCCCCCAAAAAAAAAAAAUCUUCCAUGAAAUUUAAAACACUUGAAAAUAACAUUAGGAUGAUAUGAGAACACACACACACACACACACACACACAAAUACACUGUACCUGUUCAUUUCAGUCUGUGAAAAUGUUGCCCAACACAGAGGACUAUGGGACUAUGGAUGUGAACAACAUACGAUUCUCUGUGAACGAUUCCCUUACGUAAGCAGUAUUCACACAUCGACUUCAUUUCAAGAGAACCUGCGUUCAUUGGUGGGUUCUCUCUUUCAUGGCACAGGUCUUCAAAAACUGGAAUGCACUGUCCUAAAAAGAAAACUGUACGCAAAUUAAAAGUAACUUCUCCUCCUUUUUUUGUCCAUUGGCUGUCCCUGGCACACCCCGACAUGGGCUGCUUUUCCAUAGUCUCCACGUAGAGCACUUACAACAAAGAAGGGCCUCCUUCGGCUUCCUCGUCGGCCAUUUUAAAAUGUUACCCGUGCACCAGGAAUAUCCAAACUGGCCCUGUCCCUGCCCUAUCUCAGCAUGACGUGACAGCACUCCUGUAGUACCCACACAACUGUGACACGUCCUCAAGGAGUUACAGUGGUGUACAUUCCCUAUAUGUUCUCAUAACCAUUUCAUACAACGGUCUUUAUUGUUGGAGUCUCAGUACGGUACAAUAAUUCAGAACCCACAAUCCCAUCCGGGAAUUAACCCGAUAUGUGCUGAAAUAUAUUGUUUCUCAUUUCCUUGUGUUUCUGUAGCCAAUGUUUUCUAGAGCAGGUCUUUAUUUUCUGAUCUUAAAUUGCCCCCAAGGUUUACAUGCUUUUCAGGGCUAUGGUACUGUCUGAGCAUUAAGCCAUAACCUUCGUAAGCUACACGCAAUGGGACAGGCUAUUAAUUCUUAGCUUAUGAAUCUAAACAUUUCAUGUCAUUUUAUCAGUUGAAUACAGUUAGCAUUUACAGAAAAGAACAUCAUACUGUACUUUAAAGUAAAAAUCACACCUGCUUUGUUAUUAAAUUAAAUAUUUAUUUCAAGUUACUUUAUGCGACAAAGAAAACAAAUGUAGAAACAUUACAAUGCACAGUUUUGAUUAAAGGACAUUUUUCUGUUAAAAAAAAUUUACUUAAUUGAA
This is a messenger RNA of Conger conger (European conger), 6888 nucleotides long. RefSeq names its product BR serine/threonine kinase 1b (gene brsk1b). Gene Ontology annotation, cellular component: cytoplasm. The record is from RefSeq and is a predicted model, not a curated record. Lineage: Eukaryota; Metazoa; Chordata; Actinopteri; Anguilliformes; Congridae. Gene Ontology annotation, biological process: microtubule cytoskeleton organization; protein phosphorylation; intracellular signal transduction. The transcript is spliced from 19 exons. Gene Ontology annotation, molecular function: tau-protein kinase activity; ATP binding; protein serine/threonine kinase activity. The coding region runs from base 1275 to 3887 and encodes 870 amino acids.